CUAAAAAACUAAAAAUAUGUCAAAUUCGAACGAGUAAAAAAACUUAAUGAAAAACGAUUUCUAACAAAUUUUUCCCCUUGGAAAAUGGAAGACGAAUUAGAUGAUAAAAUAAUCUAUCAAACGUACGUAUCCCAUAUGAAAAUAAUGUCACGUAUAGCAUGGGGUUUGCCGGUUAAUUUGUCCCCAUUAACUUGUGCUUCGUACUUGUGGAAAUUGUUAAAAAUCUACGUAUUAAAACCGGAAAUUUUUGUAUUUGGAUUGGUUGUGUUCGUUUUGGUAAUGUACGUACAAACUGUCCAACUAUGGAGUGCUAAUUUAUUAGGGCGCCUUCAAUACACAUUGGGGAAGACUGAGAAGUCCAGGAUUCAAAAGCUGAAUCUAUUCGCAAUAGGCGACGUUGAAAAAUCAAGUUGGGAAUUGAAGAAUGGUCCGGUUGCCGCUUAUGCAGUUCAGGGCCGACGUCCAAAAAUGGAAGAUAGAUUUGUUAUAAAUAAUGAUAUUAAUAAAACGGGUGUCUCAUUGUUUGCUGUUUUUGAUGGUCAUGGUGGCGAAUUUGCUGCAAAUUAUGCUAAAGAUAAACUCAUUCAAAAUUUACAUAAUAAAAUUGUUGAGAUUAAAGGAUUAAUUAAAGGGGAUCCAGUUAAAGUAGUAAAAAGUGAGGUUUGCGAGGAAGAAAAGAAAGAUCCUGAAAAACCUGUUACUCCAAAUUUACAAGAAAGGAGAAAAAGCUUUCGAAAAACUUCCUCAACAACCGAUGAAUGUAUAAAAGGUGCUAAAGAAAUUACCGAUCCUGAAUUAUUAAAUAAAUUAGACAACAUCCGACCAAUUUCUAGAGAAAUUAAACCUAGCAAAUUAGAAGUAUUAAAAAAAUCUAAACCAACUGAUUAUUUUGAUCGUUUUGGUACAAUUGAUUAUGCAAAAUUAAUAACCGAUGAAGUUUUAGCUGCCGAUCAAUUAUUGGUAGAAACAGCAAAAAAAUCUAUGGAUGUUGCUGGAACAACAGCUUUAAUAGCUAUUUUAGAAGGUUUCAAAUUAAUUGUAGGUAACGUUGGUGACUCCCGGGGUGUCAUGUGUGAUUCAAAGGGAAAUGCAAUUCCUUUAUCUUUCGAUCAUAAACCACAACAAAUGCGAGAACGUAAACGUAUUAAAGAAGCGGGCGGAUUUGUUAGUUUUAAUGGAGUAUGGCGAGUAGCUGGCAUUUUAGCAACUUCUCGUGCACUCGGCGAUUAUCCUUUAAAAGAUAAAAAAUUGGUUAUAGCAGACCCAGAUAUUUUAACUUUCGAUUUAUCGUAUCAUAAGCCACAAUUUGUUAUUUUAGCUUCAGACGGUUUAUGGGAUACAUUCUCGAAUGAAGAAGCUGUAGCGUUUGUUAAAGAACGAUUAAACGAGUCAGAUUUUGGCGCUAAAAGUAUUACAUUACAAUCGUUUUAUCGCGGGUCGUUGGAUAAUAUUAGUGUGAUUGUUAUUAAUUUUAAAGAUAAUUCGGUUUUGGAUGGUCAGAAUUAGGUUAAGUUACAUUUUUUGUAUUGUAUUUAAUAAAGAAAAAUUAAAUGGGAAUGUUCACUAUUUAGGUUUAAGAUUAUUUAAUUAUUUUGAGGCGGUGCCAAAGAAGACCAAGAUUAAUUAACUCGACCAUUAAAGAGGAUCACAUUUUUAAAACUAUGUUAAAGGGAUGAAGAGUAUUUUUAAUAUUAUAUACAAGGUUUGUUAUUUAUAUCUUUGUUGAGUUGUGAAUGUUUACCAUUGUAAAAGGGGGAAAAUAUAUUUCAUUCGAAAUUUA
Molecule: messenger RNA, 1780 nt
Organism: Onthophagus taurus
Lineage: Eukaryota; Metazoa; Arthropoda; Insecta; Coleoptera; Scarabaeidae
Product: protein phosphatase 1L
Biological process (GO): protein dephosphorylation
Molecular function (GO): protein serine/threonine phosphatase activity; cation binding
Source: RefSeq, a predicted model, not a curated record